CGUCCACAUCUAAGCGGCGGGUGCGCGCAUCGAAGGGCGCGUCCGUGUGAGUCAAGUGUGCGAGAGAGACUGACUGCAUCAGCGUUCAUUCAAUUCCUCCUUACACGCCGAUUAACACAGAGACGCCGCAAUGGCCUCCGGAGUUACAGUUCAAGAAGAUGUGCUGACUAUUUUCAAUGAAAUGAAAGUGCGUAAGGCACAGGCCAAUGAAGAGGAGCGAAGGAAGAGGAAGAAGGCUGUGUUGUUCUGCCUGAGUGAGGACAAUAAGCAAAUCAUCAUGGAAGAGGGUCGUGAGAUCCUGCAGGGGGAUGAGGGCGAUCCCUACCUGGAGUUUGUCAAGAUGCUACCCCCUAAUGACUGCCGUUAUGCUCUGUAUGACGCCACCUACGAGACCUCUGAGACCAAGAAGGAGGACUUGGUAUUCAUCUUUUGGGCCCCAGAGACUGCUCCACUGAAGAGCAAGAUGAUCUAUGCCAGCUCCAAGGAUGCAAUCAAGAAGAAGUUCACAGGUAUCAAGCACGAGUGGCAAGUGAACGGGUUGGAGGACAUCAAGGACCGAAAGACCCUUGCUGAGAAGCUUGGGGGCUCUUCAGUGGUCACCCUUGAAGGGAAGCCUCUGAAUGAUUGAGGCCAAUACUCUGGUGGGAUAGAGCUGUAUAGCUGUUCAUUUCAGCAUGGGUCGGGCAGGGGCGCAUGGCAGUGAUGCUGGUGGGUGGGCUGGGUUGGGAAAAAGUGACAGUUUCCAAACUCCACAAAAUAAUUUGGCUGUCAUUGAAUUUCACGCAUACCAAGAACACAGUUUAAAAAAAAUAAUCAUAAAUUGAAGUCUAUUAUAACUGUACGUGUGUGCAGGCAGGUUUUGUUCCUUUCUGGUUCCUUUAGAUUGUUUAAGGAAGUUGAGGCAGAACAGCAAAUAUUAACAUUAAACUAUUGAAUCUGCAGAAUACUGUUCAUUUACACAAUGGUUUUUUUAUUUUACUUUUUUUUUGCGCGCCAAACUUCUAGUUAAUUUUUCUAAGUAUGUGUGUAGUUGAGAUUAGGUGUAGUACAAAACAACUUGCUCCAUAUGUGAUUGCACAAGAUGCAUCAAGACGACCAUUUUGGGAACAUGAAUUGUCUCUCUUCUCAUUCCCCCUUCCCUUCUUGUUUUACAGUUCCAAGUGUUUUAAUGAUUCCAGCUCUUAUUUGCAAACGUUUUGAAAUUUGAUUCUAAACUAUGGCACUGGUGUCA
Ictalurus furcatus (blue catfish) is the source of this 1231-nucleotide messenger RNA. It is a transcript of the gene cfl1, whose product is annotated as cofilin 1. The coding region runs from base 131 to 628 and encodes 165 amino acids. NCBI's taxonomy places the organism in Eukaryota, Metazoa, Chordata, Actinopteri, Siluriformes, Ictaluridae. The transcript is spliced from 4 exons. Gene Ontology annotation, biological process: cell motility; actin filament fragmentation; actin filament severing. Gene Ontology annotation, molecular function: actin filament binding. Gene Ontology annotation, cellular component: cytoplasm; actin cortical patch; actin cytoskeleton. The record is from RefSeq and is a predicted model, not a curated record.